AUGCUUCAGCCCCAAAUCGUGCAGUCCCCUGCGAGGCUAGGCCUUACAAACCCUAACUCACCUUCAAUUUUGAACCCUAACCCACAAAAGCUACCUCCUUCACAGACCCACCAUCACCAAAACCACCAUUCUGCAACUCCUUCAGCUGCUCUACUCUCUCUUUUACCGCCUCUCCCUAGAGCACAGGCACUUCUUGCUCAAAUGGCUACCUUAGCUUCAAAACUCUUUGAAGUAUCACCCAACAGAUCUGUUUGGCUCACUGCAUUCCGUGGAUCACUCCCAACAUUCCUUUCUUCCCAAACCCAAUCACACCCAUCUUCCUUGCUUGAGUCUUCUUCGCCUUCCUCCACCAAAGAAAUUAUUUCACUUUUCACGUCCCUUCAAACCCAAAUUUUUGAAUCUGUUGCUGAACUCCAAGAAAUUAUUGAUCUACAAGAUGCCAAGAAGAAGCUUGACGGGGAAAUUAGGUCAAAAGAUUCAGCACUUCUUGCGUUUGCCAACAAACUCAAAGAUGCUGAGCGGGAACUUGACAUUCUGGUUGACGAUUACUCUGACUAUCGCCGCAGCAUCAAGAGAUUUAAAUCAGAAGAUGGGAGUGAAGAUGAUUCUGUAACCACUUCGACUAUCACAUCUCAGCUGAAACUGUCAGAUAUAUUAUCAUAUGCUCAUCGAAUAAGUUAUACAACCUUUGCACCACCGGAAUUUGGAGCAGGAACGGCUCCUCUUCGCGGUGCAAUGCCACCUGCACCACAAGAGGAACAAAUGAGAGCUUCACAGUUAUAUAACUUUGCAGAUCUUGAUAUUGGUUUGCCUAAAGCAGUUGAUUAUAAGGAGAAAACAGUUGAGGCUAUUAUUGAGCCUCCACCUUUACAGCCCGUGGAUACCAAUCCACUUGCAAAUUUGUCUGCAAUUCAAGGGAUGCUUCCUCCCAAUUUUUCUAUUCCGCCUGGUUGGAAACCUGGAAUGCCUGUACAAUUGCCUAUUGAUAUGCCAAUUAAGCCCCCACCUGGGUGGAAACCAGGGGAUCCUGUGGCAUUGCCUCCUAUUGACUCGGUACCAAGAUUUGAGGAACCUAAAAUACCCCCUCACAUCCCUCAGCCCAAGCAGCCUGAAAUUAUUCAAGUGCAGCAUGUUAAUUUGGAUCUUGGAGGAACUGAUAGUAGUGAUUAUAGUAGUGACGAGGCAAGCUCUGAUGACGAAGAUUGA
Molecule: messenger RNA, 1206 nt
Organism: Lathyrus sativus (Indian pea)
Lineage: Eukaryota; Viridiplantae; Streptophyta; Magnoliopsida; Fabales; Fabaceae
Source: the annotation of a GenBank genome assembly